Molecule: messenger RNA, 2203 nt
Organism: Melozone crissalis (California towhee)
Lineage: Eukaryota; Metazoa; Chordata; Aves; Passeriformes; Passerellidae
Gene: TRMT2A
Product: tRNA methyltransferase 2 homolog A
Exons: 11
Coding region: 1-1911 (636 amino acids)
Biological process (GO): RNA processing
Molecular function (GO): RNA methyltransferase activity; RNA binding
Source: RefSeq, a predicted model, not a curated record
AUGGCGGAGGAAGGCGAGCGCUGCGACCCCGACCGCGACCCGGCUCCUGUGGCGGAGGCUGGAGAUGGGGCAGAGCCGGACAGCCAGGCCGGGGAAGACCCCGCGAAGAGCCCCGACGUGUACAGAUACAUUAAGGGAGACUUGUUCACCUCCGAGAUUUAUAAAGUAGAGAUACAGAACCUGCCCAAAUACAUCGGGUUUAACGAUGUGAAAAAGUUCCUUGCCAAGUACGGGCUCAACCCUCACAAGAUAAAACUCUUCGGGAAGCAGACGUUCGCCUUCGUGACGUUCAAGAGCGAGGAGGAGCGGGACAAGGCCAUGCGGGUGCUGCACGGCGCGCUCUGGAAGAGCCGCCACCUCAGCGUGCGCCUGGCCAAGCCCAAGGCAGACCCCAUCGCCAAGAAGAGGAAGCAGGAGGAGGAUUCGGAGCAGGGGGAGGCGAAGCGUCCGGCUCCCUGCGGGGAGGAGCCCCUGAGCAAGCGGAUCGCGGACGUGGUGACCCCGCUGUGGAACGUGCCCUACGAGGCGCAGCUGGCCCAGAAGAAGCAGGAGUGCGAACAAGUGCUGCAGAAGCUGACAAAGGAAAUAGGAAAUAAUAACCGAGCUUUAUUACCCUGGUUGUUCCUGCAGAAGCAGAAGUUUAAUAAAUUAUGUUGCCCAGUGGAGGGAGUGAAAGCAUCACCCUUGCAGACCGAAUAUCGCAACAAAUGUGAGUUCUUGAUUGGGAUUGGUGUAAAUCAAGAAGACAAAACUGUGGGUUGUCGUCUUGGCAAAUAUAAGGGUGGUACAUGUGCUGUAGUGGAGCCAUUUGAUACUAUUCACAUUCCUGCUAUUGCCAAAAAAGUAGUAAAAGCUUUCCAAGACUACAUAAGGUCGACUCCUUACUCGGUGUACAGCCCCGAAACCUACGAGGGGCACUGGAAGCAGCUCACGGUGCGCACCAGCCGCCACGGCCACAUCAUGGCCAUUGCUUACUUCAACCCUCAGAAAUUGAGUAAAGAAGAGCUAGCUGACCUGAAAAUCUCUCUGGCAAAAUACUUCACAGAAGGGAUGGGAAAGAGCAGUGGUGUUACUUCCCUGUACUUUGUGGAGGAGGGACAGAGGAAAUCUCCCAAUCUAGAAGAUUUGCCUUUGGAGCAUGUGGCUGGUGAUAAGUACAUAUAUGAAGAACUCCUUGGCCUAAAAUUUAGAAUUUCUCCUCAUGCAUUUUUUCAGGUGAACACCCAAGCUGCAGAAGUGUUGUACACUGCCAUUGAGGAGUGGGCACAACUGAGCCAGGAGAGCACCGUGCUGGACAUCUGCUGUGGGACAGGAACCAUUGGGAUUUCCUUAGCAAAGAGAGUGAAGAAGGUCAUUGGAAUUGAGCUCUGUCAGGAAGCUGUGCAGGACGCCAAAGCAAAUGCCCAGAUUAAUGAACUGAAUAAUAUUGAAUUUUACUGUGGGAAGGCAGAAGAUAUUGUUCCUUCCCUGAUGAAUGUUUUAGCUCCUCAGAACCUGAUCACGAUUGUAGAUCCACCACGGGCAGGGCUGCAUUCCAAGGUAAUUCUUGCCCUGAGAAGAGCUGAACAUCUAAAGAAGCUCAUCUAUGUCUCCUGCAAUCCCAGAGCUGCAAUGAAUAACUUUGUGGACCUGUGCCGGGCCCCUUCCAACAGGGUGAAAGGAGCCUCAUUCCGGCCCGUGCGAGCCAUGGCCGUGGAUCUGUUCCCUCAGACCAGGCACUGUGAGCUGCUCAUCUUCUUUGAGAGGGUGGAAUACGCCAAUGGCAGCUCUGCAGCAGCAGCACCUGCUGCCACUGAGACCCCAGCAGCAGCCUGUGGCACCAAGGGCAUGGAUGGCACCAACCCGGACAGCGAGGGGAGCCAGGCAGCUGCUGGCCAUGGGGACUGCAGUCCAAGAGAGGGCUCACCUUAACUCCUCAGAGACUUCAUAGAAACUACUUCUGAUUUUUAACUGCAUUGGUAACAUCACUUCUGUAACAUGCAGGUAAUAAAUCUCUGUACAACAGAGUAAUUGCAAGGCUUCCAACUUAUUUCAUCACCCUAAUUUGAAUUAAGUUUCGUUAUCAUCGAUUCCCAGAAGGGUUUGUGUUGAAAGGGACCUUAAUGAUUAUCUGAUAACCACCCCUUUGCCAUGAGCAGGGACACCUUCCACUCAGCCAGGCUGCUCAGAGCCCCAUCCAGCCUGGUCUUGAACACUUCCAGGG